UAAAGUCCGGGGUGUUGAAAAAGCCUCCGUCCCCUUCUUUUCUCCUCUCAUUCCAACAAUUAUAUAAACCCCAUUGCCACCUCCAAGAACACAAUCUCACUUCUUUCUUCAUUCAUAUGAAACCGUGAUUUAUAUGCAUAUAUAUAUACAUAUCAAUACCGUUUAAUUUGGAGCGCUAUAAAACCCUAAUCCCAUUUGGAAUCGGAUUGGAAAAGCUUUAAGUUUUUACACCAGUUUGUUUGCCCAAUCCCUGCCAACACACAAGCUCUAUAAUCAAAACCUCUUUAAUCUAAGGUAAGGAGGUUUGCUUCACUCGAUCAAUCGAUAAACAAGUUGAGAAGUUAAUUAUUUUACUAAACAUCCGUGGUUGGGACUCUGUAAAGUGGGCAAUCAAGAGCGUUUUUAGGAGGUUUUUUUGCCCCACGUUUUUUUUUUUUUUUUUGCUUUUUUGGUUUUUCUAGGGUUUAGUGUUUUCUGACUGUAAUGGAUGAUCUCGAAAAGGCAAUUUUAAUAAGUUUCGAUGAAUCUGGUGCGGUUAAUUCGGUGCUAAAAGAACAAGCUGCUGCUUUUAUUCAGCAAAUUAAAGAGACCCCAUCAGUCUGUAGCAUAUGUGUAGAGAAGUUGUGUUUUUCUGAGCUAGUUCAGGUUCACUUUUGGUGUUUGCAGUGCCUCCAUGAGGCGCUUCGCAUUAAGUACUCAUCAAUGACACCGGAGGAGAAGUCUUUUAUUAGGAAAUCUGUGUUCUCGUUGGCGUGUUGCGAACCUGUCCAUGCUAGUAAUAGUAAUUCAGUGAGGAUUUUGGAGGGUCCAGCAUUUAUUAAGAAUAAGCUUGCUCAGGUUGUCGUGACAUUGAUUUACUUUGAGUAUCCAUUAAGCUGGCCAUCUGUUUUUGUUGAUUUCUUGCCAAAUUUAAGUAAAGGAGCUGUGGUCAUUGAUAUGUUUUGUCGGGUUCUAAAUGUGCUGGAUGAUGAAUUAAUUAGCUUGGACUAUCCACGCAGUGGAGAUGAUGUGGCUCUUUCGGGGAGGAUUAAGGAUGCGAUGAGAGGGCAGUGUGUGCCUCAGAUCGUGGGGGCUUGGUAUGACAUUGUUUCGAUGUAUAGGGAUUCAAACCCUGACCUGUGUUCUAGUGUGUUGGAUUGUAUGAGGAGGUACAUUUCGUGGAUUGACAUUGGGUUGAUUGCCAAUGAUGCAUUUAUUACAUUGUUGUUCCAACUGAUGUUGGUGGAUGGGAUACUGGAUCAGCUUCGAGCUGCUGCAGCAGGAGUGGUUCUUGCGGUAGUUUCAAAAAGGAUGGAUUACAAAUCAAAGCUUGCUCUUUUGCAAAGCCUUCAGAUAAGAAGGGUUUUUAGGUUGGUUGCAGGGGAUAGUAACUCAGAGUUGGUUUCUAGCGUGGCUUCUUUGCUCACUGGGUAUGCGACUGAACUUUUGGAAUGUUCCAAGCGUUUGAACUCAGAGGAUGGUAAAGGAGUUUCAUUAGAACUCCUAAAUGAGGUUCUGCCAUCAGUUUUUUAUGUCAUGCAGAACUGUGAAGUUGAUUCAGCGUUCAGCAUUCUGCAGUUUCUCUCAGUUUAUGUUAGCACAAUGAAGAGCCUUCCUGGGCUGACUGAGACACAGCUGCUUCAUGUGGGCCAGAUAUUGGAUGUUAUUCGUGCACAGAUUCAGUUUGAUCCCAUGUACCGCGGUAAUCUGGAUUCGUUGGACAAGAUCGGUAGGGAAGAAGAAGAUAGGAUGGUGGAGUUCCGGAAAGAUGUAUUUGUAUUGCUCCGUAAUAUAGGUCGUGUUGCACCAGAUUUGACUCAGAUAUUUAUCAGAAACUCAUUGGCUAGUGCCGUCUCAUCCUCAGAAGAUAGAAAUGCUGAAGAAGUUGAAGCAUCUCUUUCCUUAUUUUAUGCGCUUGGAGAAUCAUUAACUGAUGAUGCAGUGAGGACUGGGAGUGGUCUACUGGGAGAAUUGGUCCCAAUGCUUUUGUCAACAACUUUUCCUUGCCACUCCAACAGACUAGUUGCACUUGUCUAUUUGGAUACAAUAACAAGAUAUGUGAAAUUUGUAUCAGAGAAUACACAAUAUAUCCCAAUGGCAUUGCGUGCCUUUCUUGAUGAGAGAGGUGUACACCACCCAAAUGUCAAUGUAAGUCGAAGGGCAAGUUAUCAGUUCAUGAAGGUUGUGAAAUUGCUCAAAGCGAAGCUUGUGCCUUACAUCGAGACAAUCCUGCAGAGUCUACAGGAUACAGUGGUCCAAUUUACUAAGACGGGCAGUGCCUCAAAGGAACUUCCAGGAACUGAAGAUGGAACUCAUGUUUUUGAGGCUAUUGGCUUGUUAAUUGGGAUGGAAGAUGUACCCCCUGAGAAGCAAUCUGAUUAUCUUUCAGCACUGCUAACUCCACUGUGUCAGCAGGUUGAGGUGGCCCUCUUAAAUGCCAAAUCUCGUAAUCCUGAAGAGACUCUUGCGCAGAUUGAAAAUAUCCAGCAAAUGAUUACGGCCAUUAAUGCUCUUAGCAAGGGCUUCAGUGAGCGUCUUGCAACUGCUAGUCGCCCUGGAAUUGGUCUCAUGUUCAAAAAGACUCUGGACAUUCUCCUACAAGUACUUGUUGUGUUCCCAGAGAUACAACCCCUGCGGUGUAAGGUCACAUCUUUCAUCCACCGUAUGGUGGACACUUUAGGAAACUCCGUAUUUCCCUAUCUUCCAAAGGCACUUGGCGAGUUGCUUGGAGAAAGUGAGCCGAAGGAACUGGUGGGUUUUCUUGUACUGCUUAACCAGCUUAUCUGCAAAUUUGGUACUGGGGUCGGUGAAAUAUUGGAAGUUAUAUACCCUGUGAUUGCUAGUAGGACAUUCAAUAUUCUUCCGAGGAGUGAUAUUCAGUCGGGACCGGGCAGCUGCCCUGAGGAAAUCCGUGAGUUGCUAGAGCUUCAGAGAACAUUCCUUAUAUUUCUACAUGUUAUGGCUAUGCAUGAGCUCUCGUCAAUUUUCUUGUCCCCCAGAAGUAGUGGAUACUUGGAUUUGAUGAUGCAGUUGCUAUUGUAUGCAUGUUGUAACCAUAAGGAUAUCGUUAUAAGAAAGGCAUGUGUUCAGAUCUUCAUCAGGCUAAUAAGUGAUUGGUGUCCUGAUCAUGGCAAAGAAAAGGUACCUGGUUUCCGGAGUUUCAUAAUUGAAGCAUUCGCAACGAAUUGCUGUCUGUACAGUGUGCUAGACAAAUCCUUUGAGUUUCGUGAUGCAAAUACUGUGGUCUUGUUUGGUGAAAUAGUAUUGGCUCAAAAGGUCAUGUACGAGAAAUUUGGCAAUGAUUUUCUUCUUAAUUUUGUAUCAAAAGGUUUUCCAAAUGUCCAUUGCCCUCAAAACUUGGCAGAACAGUAUUGUCAAAAGCUGCAGGGUAAUGACCUUAAAGCAUUGAAAUCGUUCUACCAGUCCCUCAUUGAAAAGUUGAGACCACAACAAAAUGGCAGCUUGGUUUUCAGAUAACAAAUUGACAACAUUCUUCCAUACUCCAAGGUUUCUUUCAUGUAAAUAUUAUUUGUUUGCUUUUCGUGGACAAUGAGGUGUAAAUUUGCGGAAGUUCAUUGUUUCCAUAUGAAACUUUAUCCGUCUCAUUUUUGGUGCUCAUCUUUUGAUUAAAGUGUCGGCAACAAUUGCCAUUGAGCAGGGUAGGAUCCUGGACCUCUGAUUUUAGUGUUCUAUACUGUGAGAAACAGGGAAUUUUUUGAUUUAACACUUUUGACUCCUUUGCUCUUCCCCCCUUCUCUCUGUCUCUCUCAUCAUUGCGAGCUUUCUUGUUGAGAGAAGCAGAAAACAAGUUUUGUAUUCAUUAUUGAUUCUUGGAGCUUAAAAUUUUUCAUAGAACUGCAGUGCUGUUUCUCUUGUGAUCACAUUAACUUCAUUCUAUUCAUUAAUUUCUUAUUUAGCAUUUCUGUA
Molecule: messenger RNA, 3906 nt
Organism: Sesamum indicum (sesame)
Lineage: Eukaryota; Viridiplantae; Streptophyta; Magnoliopsida; Lamiales; Pedaliaceae
Product: exportin-T
Biological process (GO): tRNA re-export from nucleus
Cellular component (GO): nuclear matrix; nuclear pore; cytoplasm
Molecular function (GO): small GTPase binding; tRNA binding
Source: RefSeq, a predicted model, not a curated record